AUGGCUUCCCAAGAUGGAUCCGACCAUGGUGAUUCCGGAUCACGGCAAAAUGCCUUAUCUAGGGAACAAGAGCGCGCAAGUGUGGGAACUUUCACUCUCACAGAUCUCAUUACAGCUAUACAGGCUAUGGGGGAAACCCAGAGGGAGAUGAUGGACACUAUCAAGGAAUUAAAAAAUGCCAUCUCUAAGCCAAGUGAAGACGACGACAGACAUCCACAAGAAGAAUCUGCUGCUGCUGGAAAAGGGUCUGAACAAAAAGGACCAUCUUUUGUUACCCAGGAGGAUGUCGUUGCCAUGCUGGAAAAAGAGCUUAGUCGAAGCCAGGAGGAUUGGAAGUACAUUCCUCAGCCACCGUACCCAUCAAGCUUAAUGCAGCAGCCCUAUCCCAAAGGUUACGAGACACCAAGCUUUGUUCUUUUCGAUAGGAGGAAAGGAAGCCCGAAGGAACAUGUCAAUCGAUUCCUCAAUGCUUUGGGACCACAUGCUGGUGAUUAUAAUCUUCGACUCCGAGAAUUCUCAAAGAGCCUCACUGAUCGGGCUUAUACGUGGUACACCACAUUGGCACCAGCCUCACUGAUCAGGUUUUGUAAAAAAUAUUUUCAGCAUGAGGAGAGGGUUACCACUACACAGCUCAACAACACUCGCCAAAAGCAAGGGGAGGAUCUUGUGGACUUUGUACGAAGGUUCCAAGACUUGGCUCUUGACUGCUAUGACGAAAAUGACGAGGAGGCAGUUGUCGAGAUUUGCAUCAGCAACAUCGUGGCAGAUUAUAGAGUUUACUUGGAGAAUAUUGGCAUCAGUCAAUUUUCUUGGCUGCUGGAAGUAGUGAGGAAGACGAGCAUGUCUAUCAAACCACUCGGGCAAAGAAGUUGGAGGAGCGAGAAGAAGGAAGCAUAUCAAACGCUGGUCGUAGACGAUAAGUUAUCCAAUGACUAUAAUUCACGCAAACGAAAGGAUAGGGAAACAUACCCUCCAUUACCGUGCAAGUACGAAGAAUUUCAUGCCAUUCUUGACACGAUGAUAGCUGACGACGCAAUCAAGCCCCUUAGGCCCUACAAGGUCCCUACUAGAGAAGAGAAAAAUGACCCCAGGGGAAAGGAGGUAGCUGUUGUUGUAACAUGUUUUGACGAUCUGCUCGAUGAUGAUGAACUAUGUUACCCAUGGAAGAAUGACCCGAAGCCACCUGAGGCUAUUUGGGAGCCUUGGGGAAACAUGGAGAAAGCUUAUUGGCGAAAAUAUUCAGAACCUUCGAGCUACAAUACGCCAUGGCCACUUGCUGAUGGAUGGGACAAAUGUGCAGACAACGAAGUGUUUAUGUUGGACAUGUCGGAAGAACAACGCCUAGGAACCUCCUCUGGGCAGCAGGAAACGGUUACUGUAACAUUUCAUGCUCUUACAGAAGUUGAGGCAACUGUAAUGGAGCGUUACCUAGGUUUGAAGCAAGAACCUACAGCUUCGCAAGUUCUCCAAAGAAAUCCAAAGUUCAAGUCACUCUUUGACCAGCUUGGUUUUGGACCUCAGGCAAGGGAAGCAGCUGUUGUAGCUCUCAUGAACAUUUCCGCAGAAUCUAAUCCCCAUUGCUUCACCGCUCAACCCCAAAGGUCAUUCUUGGAAAAUGAUAAUGCUAUCGUUUUCACGGAUGAAGACAUGAAGGUCUCAUAUCUGGAUCACAAGAGGCCACUUUAUUUGGAGGGACAAAUCAACGAUGUAUUUAUAAGAAGGGCUUUGGUAGACACGGGUUCCUCUGUCAACAUAUUACCCUUGUCCGUGCUUACAGCAGCUGGCAUUCCAUUAUCCAAAAUUGUCCAAUCACAAACAAGCAUAAGUGGUUUCGGGAACAAGAGUGAAGUCACAGUUGGACAUAUGCAAGUAAAUUUGAAGGUUGGACCGAUUCGGUCACUUACUAAGUUCCAUGUCGUGGAUGUGGAUGUGGAUGUGGCUUAUCAUGCUUUGCUUGGGACGCAAUGGCUUAAUAAGCAUAAGCUUGUGGUCUCUACUUACUAUCACUACGUGAAGGGAAGGAUUGGGCUAAGGCCGCUGCGAAUACCUGGAAAUCAAGCACCGUUCAACAAAAACGAAGCUCACUACUCUGAGGUAGAGUUUUACACCGAAUGCACAGGUGCCGGAAGCAACCCACCCAAGGAUUUCGGGACUUACCUUCCUUCGUGGACUGAAAUUCGUGAUCUAAGCAUUGAAGAGCUCAUCACCAUUGUCGACCAAGAAAGAAAGAGACAUUCGGAGGUCAACAAUCAUGCCUAUGAUCAUCCCCAAUGCUCGAAAGUGACGCUACUCAAUGGGCGCACUGUUCGCAAGGAUCCAGAUGACAAGGCACCUCUGCCUUGUACCUUUCAGGAACCAAUGACAGCGCCCAAGCACAUGCAAGAUGGCUCAACAGCAGUAGCUGAGCAGUUGGAAAUAGUUGAUUUGAGUGAUGAUCCCUCUAUCCCAAGACCCAUCUCUAUCAGUGUUCAUUUAACAAGGGAAGAGAAGGAAGCUUUGGUAUCUUUGUUGAAAGAAUUUCGAGAUGUGUUUGCUUGGAGCUACGAAGAGAUGCCCGGUCUUAAUCCGAAUUUGGUAAGUCACACGCUGAAUAUUGAGCUCGGUACAAAACCUGUUGUACAGCCAAGAAGGAAUUUUCAUCCUGAAAUUGAGAAGCAAAUCAAAGUGGAAAUUGAAAAGCUGUUAGCUAUUGGAUUCAUCAAGCCAAUCAAACACCCGACAUGGCUAGCAAAUAUUGUGCCCGUGAAGAAGAAAAUCGGGGUAAUCAGAAUAUGCACAGACUACCGUGAUCUCAAUCGAGCCUGCCCAGAAGAUGAGUUCCCACUGCCCAACAUGGAUAUUUUGAUCGAUUCAACCUCGGGUCAAGGCAUGCUGUCCUUCAUGGACGGAUUUAGUGGCUAUAAUCAAAUCAAGAUGUCUCCUAAGGAUGCCAAGAAAACAACCUUUCGAACACCAUAUGUGAACUUUUGUUAUACCGUCAUGCCAUUUGGUCUUAAGAACGCUGGCGCCACCUACCAAAGGGCCAUGACGGCAGUGUUUCAUGAUAUGAUGGGGAGAGAAGUCGAGGAUUAUAUGGACGACUUGGUGCGCUUGCGACACUACUUUCUAGCUCACAAGCUACAGCUCAUAGUAAAAUCCGAUCAUGUGAGAUAUCUGCUUACAAGGCCAGUGCUGUCUAGUCGUCUUACGCGUUGGCUGCUGCAGCUAUCUGAAUUUGAUAUUACAUGCACAACUCUUAAGGCCAUCAAGGGACAAGCUGUGAUUGACAUGCUGGCUCUAUUUCCCGAGAUAGAAGAAUCAACUCUUUCCAAGGAGGUUUUGGGGGAGCUGCCGGAAAUGGUGGCUGCUGUGAUAGAGAAAGAAUCAUGGACCCUCUACUUUGAUGGGUCUUCUACAUCAAAGGGUGGAGGAGCAGGUGUAGUGCUUAUUAAUCCCGAUGGGCAUGCUACAGCUUUCUCAUUCAAGUUAGAUUUUCCAUGCACAAACAAUGUGACAGAGUAUGAGGCUUUUAUUAUGGGAUUGUCCACUGCCAAGGAAAUGGGUGCAGAAAGGAUGAAGGUCAUUGGCGACUCUAUUUUGGUGCUAAGUCAAUUGCAAGGAAGCUUUGCUGUGAAGGAGGUGACCUUGGCACCAUAUCGGACAGCUGCUGAAAGGCUUAUUAAUUCUUUCAAGCAAAUAGUGAUGGAGCACAUUCCAGGAGUCACCAAUAGUAAUAAGGAAGGGCACACCGAUAGUCGAAGCAAUGGUCUAGGUGGAGCUGCUGGAAGAAGACGAUUGGAGAAAAAGCUGGGUGAAGAGAGUGGUAUUAAGGAUUUGAAAGAUUACGUGAUUAUCUUUGGGGAACUCUACAUGCGUCUUCCAGGAGGCGUUUUGACUCGAUGCAUAGGAAUAAUUGAAGCGAGAAGGCGGCUGCAAGAAGUGCACGAUGCUACUUGCAGUUUGGAACCAGUAAUUAGCUUGUAUCGGCGCCUGCAGCGUAAAGGUUAUUUUUGGCCAGAAAUGAGGAAACAAGCGGCUGAAGUUCAGGCUAGUUGUCCCAAAUGUUUUACAAUACCUACUACCGAGGAAUCUUUCACCAUUUCACUCGCAUAA
Molecule: messenger RNA, 4092 nt
Organism: Prunus armeniaca (apricot)
Lineage: Eukaryota; Viridiplantae; Streptophyta; Magnoliopsida; Rosales; Rosaceae
Source: the annotation of a GenBank genome assembly